CAAUUGCUCAUGGCAAUGGCUUUGUGGGAAUGUGAUGAAAAGUCUAUUAACGAGUUAUCGGAGGCUGCUGUUUUGUCGGGAAAUGGACAAGUGCUUAUUAAUGUACUGAAGCACAUCUACCCCGAGGAUCAGGCCACUAAUCGACCUGAUCUUGCUAAAAUCAUUGGGUUUUCUGACACGAUUUUACCACAAGAUGACAAGACAUUUGUAAGAACAUACUUAUUCCGUUACUAUUGUCGCAGGAUAGACCACCAGGCACACGAUUUGUCCCCUACAAUCACAAGUUUAUCUUCCUCAAUGUCGAAUUUCUACGAAAAGACAUCCAAACAACUCGAAUCUUUGAAAACCCGAAUUGAUUCUUUAAAAAAUGCCCCAUCAGACAGUUUUAAAUCAGUUCUUGUCGACUUGGAGUCAGGAGAGGACUUGAAGACAAUCAUUUCGAAGACAUUCACCGACAACAAUCAGUUGAGUCCCCUCGAACGUCAACUGACCACGUUUUUCCUGUGCUGUCGUCGGUUUGUGAGUCAAUUGGCCAUGUCCCGGGAUUUCGAAUCAGUCAAAAAUUCAAUUUUGUGGUCCCUCGGUGAGUCCCUUCAAGGGAUCCCCUCAGGAGACACAAUCUCCCUGCCAAGCUCACUCAACAAUCUCUUCAACGUGAUCGAAGCCACCCCCCAACAAGGGAUGUUGAAUAUAAUGAGGGAAGAACUGAGGACAAUUGGAUUGAAGGUCGAUCAGUUGUGUUCCGACAAAAAAGUGGACAUUUCCAAUAUUUUUAGUCCUCGACUCCUCAAUGUGAGCCCCAGGCAAUGGACGAGGGGUUGGUCGACAGCAGUCCUGUUAAGAGGGUUCGCCAGAAUGACGAGGAAGUGAGUCCCCCCAAACGGAUUACCGCCAAUGUUGUUGCAAAAGCACGCAAAGUUCGUUUUUUACUCAAAAAUUGUGCAACGAAGAUAUUAAACGACAGCGAGGGUUAUCGAAAUGGGGGGACUAGUCACGUUCCUUGUCGAUAAAUAUGACUGUUUUAUUGGUUAAGUGUUAAAUAUCAACA
Messenger RNA from Octopus sinensis (East Asian common octopus), 1048 nucleotides. RefSeq lists its product as uncharacterized. The record is from RefSeq and is a predicted model, not a curated record. The coding region runs from base 10 to 870 and encodes 286 amino acids. NCBI's taxonomy places the organism in Eukaryota, Metazoa, Mollusca, Cephalopoda, Octopoda, Octopodidae. The transcript has 2 exons.